AAGUUUUUAUUAUCACUACAAACAGUACGAACGCCAUAACAUUCGCGCGCACACACGCACACGCACACGCACACGCACUCAAAACCCAAACUACUGCUUCACACACACACACACACGCAUACUGUGCGUGCACUGUACGUAAACACGCGUACACACUGGAACAUACACUCACACAAAUUACAAACACUCGCGUGAGUCCAAACACUCCGAACGUACAAGACCGCAGUAAUAAUAAUUAAUAAUAUUUUUUAUUUAUUAUUAUUAUUGCCGUUUUGGAUUUGUCGAAUUCCAACGAGGUCGGACAGCAGACAUCACACAAAAUACGAACGACAACUAAUCGUGGUUUUCAUUUUCGUCUAUAACGUGCUGCUGCGUCAGUUACCGUGCGCCACCCGGCGUUCCGCUAAACACCAAUCAAGCAACUAAUAUCGCCUAAUUUUGAAAAAUGGCUGUCAAUUUAUUGCAAACCAAUAACACUGGCAAAGUUAAUAACAAACGUUUGGCAUUGAUACAAAUUGUAAAAAUCGAUCUUAAUGCUGGAAAUAACACUGAAACUCAGGAUGAUGGUGUUGUGUACUCACCCGCUUACAUUUCCACUACCAAUACUUGUGUUGUGAAUAGCGGAACGGCAUCCCAGGGAAUACAAUUUCAGUUAUUGGAUGGUAACAAUGAGAAUAUUGUUGAAUUUACUCCCAGUUAUUCAGUAGACUAUUGUAAAGUUUCCAAAGAUACAUAUGCCAUACAGUUGAAUAAUCAUACAUAUAUGUUAAAGUUUAAAACUCAUAUAGAUUUAUAUGAAUUUACUGUAUUAUUGGCUCGUGCUAAAAAAGGGAAUGAACUCUCAGUUUUUUCAAAUCGAACUGAUGAAGCAUCAGCGGCGCAAUAUUUUCAGUUUUAUGGAUAUCUUUCUCAACAACAAAACAUGUUACAAGACUAUAUACGAACAAGUACUUAUCAAAAGGCAGUGCUUAUUAACACCAUAGACUUUCAAGAUAAAGUUGUAUUAGAUGUAGGCGCUGGUUCGGGUAUAUUAUCAUUUUUUUCUGUUCAAGCUGGUGCCAAAAAAGUGUAUGCUGUUGAAGCAAGUUCAAUGGCACAACACGCUCAGACUUUGGUGGAGUCUAAUAAUUUAGGAGACAAAGUUUUUAUUGUUGCUGGUAAAAUUGAAGAAAUUGAUUUACCUGAAAAAGUAGAUGUUAUUAUAUCAGAACCAAUGGGAUAUAUGCUUUACAAUGAACGUAUGCUUGAAACAUAUUUACAUGCUAAAAAGUGGUUAAAACCAGGAGGAAAAAUGUAUCCUAGUAAAGGAGAUUUGCAUAUAGCUCCAUUCACUGAUGAUGCCUUAUUCAUGGAGCAAACAAAUAAAGCCAGCUUUUGGGUUCAAUCUUGUUUUCAUGGAGUUGACUUGAGUUCAUUAAGAGAUAUGGCUAUGCGAGAAUAUUUUCGGCAACCAAUAGUUGAUACGUUUGAUAUUCGUAUAUGUCUUGCAAAGUCUGUUAAACAUAGCUUGGAUUUUCUCACAGCUACUGAACAACAAUUACAUAAGAUUGACAUUCCACUUGAGUAUUAUAUACUUGAAUCUGGAACGAUUCAUGGAUUAGCUUUUUGGUUUGAUGUUGCAUUUCAAGGCAGCAGCCAAACUCUGUGGCUAUCUACUUCGCCUACUGAAUCUUUAACUCAUUGGUAUCAAGUCAGGUGCCUUCUAGAAAAGCCUAUUCUUGUUAAAGUUGGUCAAAUUUUAACUGGUAGUGUUUCACUUCAAGCCAAUGUUAGACAAAGUUAUGAUGUUUUCAUAAAUUUAAUGAUUGAUGGACUUCCACACACAAGCUCUUCCAACAAUUUGGAUCUUAAAAACCCAUACUUUAGAUAUACUGGUCAACCACCACAACCUCCUCCUGGUGUCAAUACUAUAUCGCCCAGUGAAAGUUAUUGGGCAAACUUGGAUCUUCAAACUUUAAACAUGGUUAAUGGCAUUCCAUUAAAUGGUUAUGCUACAGACAUUUCCAUGGAUAUGCAAACAUCUCCAACUGCUGUAGCAAACAAUGCAAAUCUUAUAAAUUUAGUUACCGUACCUCAACCAAAUAUUCAUCCAGGAUCUAUAAGUAGUACUGGACGACAACGUGUUAGUACAGCUACUUCUACUGCAGGAGCACAACUCAUUGGUGGUGGAAUAUCUCCAACCUUAUUUACUUCCAACCAGAACCAAAAUCAACAACUUUUGUUAGGAGCAGCAACAGCUGCUGCAGGAGGUUCAACCACUGCUAUGGGAAAUUAUCCAGUUAACAACAGUUUAAUGAUUGGAGACUAUGUUGCACCCAGCACUGGUGUUUUAAAUAUUUCGUAUCGUUAACUUAUUACAUUAUGGUUUAUUUGUAUUUACAAAAUAAAUCUUGAACCGCGACAAUUUCAAAACCCUUUUUAAGGAGAUUUAUUUCUCCUUGCAUAAAUUCACCAUCUACUCAAAUAUAUAUUUGAUAUAUAUUGAAUAAUAAUAAUUAAUAUAUAUAUAGUUUAAAUGUUUUAAUACAAACUAUUUUUAUUUAUAAUUUUAAACUCAAGUAGGAUUAUUAAUUUUAAAAAGGAUAUGUUUUCCUGUUACUCAUUUUUUUCGUAAGAAAAAUAAUAUUUAUAGACUAUUAGUAUGAUAAACACCC
Molecule: messenger RNA, 2654 nt
Organism: Rhopalosiphum maidis (corn leaf aphid)
Lineage: Eukaryota; Metazoa; Arthropoda; Insecta; Hemiptera; Aphididae
Gene: Art4
Product: histone-arginine methyltransferase CARMER
Exons: 12
Coding region: 446-2350 (634 amino acids)
Biological process (GO): peptidyl-arginine methylation
Molecular function (GO): protein-arginine N-methyltransferase activity
Source: RefSeq, a predicted model, not a curated record